Molecule: messenger RNA, 2223 nt
Organism: Cladophialophora carrionii CBS 160.54
Lineage: Eukaryota; Fungi; Ascomycota; Eurotiomycetes; Chaetothyriales; Herpotrichiellaceae
Exons: 1
Coding region: 1-2223 (740 amino acids)
Source: RefSeq, a predicted model, not a curated record
AUGGCUUCAACGAAUCCCUUCUGGUCAAUCGCCGCUCCUCUGGGAGUACAGCUGCCGCAUGCACUAUCCAGCCGACUGAGCGACAGUCUGUCUCAGAGCGACCAUACACUCCUGCCAUCUAGCGAGGAUGUCGCCAGCUACACCCAAGCGACACCGGACUCGACAUGGUCACAGGCAUCGAGAUUUACUUACGACAGAUCCAAGGGUGGGAAAGUAACCAGUUUAGAUGACGAAUCUUCUGGCCAAGCUCGCAAUUGGCCUUUGACCGAGAAGUACUACUCCACUCCUCCGGCAGACCACGAUCUUAGGUGCCCGAAAUGGACACUGUGGAAGACGAUCCUUUUGCCGACCUCGAUCGUUAUCCUGCCGAUGGCUUGCCUUGUCGCAGGGCUAUUGGCCCUGAUCUUCGGUUACAGAGUCAGAUCCGAGGAGAGCCUCUUCGAGGAAGUCUCCAACUCUCGCACCUUGAGCAAUCAUGCUGUCGUCCUGGUCAACUAUUCGGCAACGCGAAUAGCAUUCGUCGCUUCCUGGGCGUCGACACUGGCGCCUUUGCUGGCUGGCUUCAUCAUGAGUCUCACAAGCUUCAAAUACGCACUCGUCAUGUAUCAGUCCUCGAGCGGCGGCCACCAACAAGACCUCCCGACGCCAUACCAGUACAGCAUUCUGGUCGGGCUUUGCCUAGCAUCAAUGGGGAGGUUGGGGAGGUAUCUUUCCUACUCCCGAGGAGAUGGUGUCGUCGUUCCACCAGUCUUACGUCGUGCCGCACGCACUCUGGCUUUGACGUUGCUCUUGGCCUGCGUUGUCUUCGGUGCUGAUACAGCCCUGCAUUACACGACCUCGACCAUCAAUUUCGACCAAGUGUCCAUCUCUCAGGAGAACCAUGCCUACGGAUAUGGCUUGUCGUCAGAAUGUCUCGCACUCAACCGUACGGAGAACUUUGGACUGCCCUGUACCCGGAACGGCGUCAUCGGCGCCACGGACUACGACGCGUAUGUGGCAGGUCAGAACGAAAUCUUCUACCUUCAGCGCGGCACAUCCAAUCUGAGUGAGAUUCGCCUCGUUUCCCCGCCCUCCUCCAUGCCAUCGAACACCACGUCCGGAGUCGCCGCGAAGGUCGCGCUUUUGACACCGCAGACUGCCAAUCUUUCUCCCUUCCGCGACUUCCAAGCCCUUACCGCGGGCGUCGUGACGACGUGCGAACCCAUCAGUUCCCAGUGCACCUGGACCUCUGAAGGCCCGGGUGAAUACUGGAGCUCCUUCAACUGCAGCAAAAAUUUCUGGGGCGUAUUAGGCAAAGCCCCCAACCUCACUGACAAAGGUAUGCUUGAUGGUGACAGCUCUGUUCCUCCACUCGGCUUCAAACCCGGAGCCGCGCUUCAGUACUCCUUCUUCAUGGACAAAGAACUAGCCACGCCGUACGACUCCGCGGGCAACCUCGGUCCAUUCAUGCCCGAUUCCCAACUCAUCAACCCCGUGUAUUUCGGCGUGGCGGCCCGAUUUCAAGAUACAGCCCAGCGUGCCGGCGUCGACAUGUCCUCCGACCCAGGCAUUUAUCGCGGCCCGACUCGCUAUCUUGACUUCACGCUCCGCUGCAGCUACACGACCUACCUCGUGGACUAUGCCUGGGUGAAUUCGACUGUCAAGGUCCGCACGCUCACGCCAUCGCCCAACGGCACCAUGGCGGAGAUGUUCCACGGGUACAACAUCCUCGGCGCAAGUGAUAGCUUCGACAACAAUCUGCAGGAUUUUAUCCUCGAGGCCGCGCUGCAACCCACUGCACAGGCGUUGGCCGACAGUUUCGCCAACAGCUACUCCUCCCGCAUCAUGUCUGUCGUUGGACCGUUUCUCUCCAACCGGGCGAAUGUGCAGGAACAGAUGCGUACACCGCUGCUGGUGGCCAAGGUGCUGAAGAUCCCCCUCGCCAUCCUUGUCGCAGGGUGUUGCUGCUAUAUCAUCUUUGGGUGCGUCUGUGCCGUGGUUGCAUACCGCGCGCUGAGGACGGUGGAUGUGCGGGAUCUUGCGUUUCGGUUCUCCUUGCCAGCGCUGGGACUGCACGCUUUUAGGGACGUCAGCGUGGAGAGAGGGGCCGUGGACGUGGAUGUGGGUGGGACUGCAGAGGACAACCAUCGAGUGUUUGAUGAGACCAAGAUUAGAGGCGAGACCAUGAGGGUGGCGGUCGAGGGGAAUCCAAUGAGUGGGUUUGUUCUGACGAGUCUGGUUUAG